CGAUCUCUCAUCGGGGCUUCAAUCACACGCCUGCCUCGCUUUUCGAUCUGGAGUGCCUCGAAGACGUUACGCAAGGCAGAGAGCAGAGAAGCAGUGUUGUUCCCGAUUUCUGUCUUUACAGCCUCAUGAACGGUCACUGCCUAUUGCGCUGAAGCAUCUCUAAAUGUCCGCAGUCCGUCUGCGGAUCUGCACAUUAUGGCGGACUGCUCCUUCCCAAACUGUCCGCGUCCGGACUACAUCAAGGCGCACAAUUCACGUUGAUGGACGCAACCGCUUGAGCUAUUUCUGGACGCCCACCCAGGCCCCGAAGAAGGGGAUCAAUGAAGCUGUUGGUGAAGAUGGCCACGACCUGCUCAUCCGAGCCGGCUUCCUGCGUCAAGCCCAAUCUGGCAUUUUCCACCUUUUGCCCCUUGGUCUGCGCGUGUUAGACAAGGUCGAGCAUAUGAUCGACAAGCACAUGCAGAGUGUCGGAGCGGCAAAGGUCUCAUUAUCUUCCUUGUCAUCGACAGAUUUGUGGGAGAAGUCUGGUCGGCUGGAUGGUCGCGACAAAGAAUUGUUCCAACUCCGGGAUCGUAAGGACGCCAAGUUCCUGCUUGCGCCGACGCACGAGGAAGAAAUCACUACCAUUGUCAAAAACGCAGUGCAUUCUUACAAGGACCUACCACUUCGGCUAUAUCAGAUCACGCGUAAGUAUCGCGAUGAAGCACGUCCUCGUCAAGGGCUCCUCCGUGGACGAGAGUUUGUGAUGAAAGACCUGUACACGUUCGACCUCACUUCCGAACAAGCCAUGCAGACGUACGAUGCUGUUUCGGAAGCUUACAGAGCUUUCCUGACCGAGCUCAAUUUGCCAUUUCUCGUCGCCACUGCAGAUUCCGGCAACAUGGGCGGAACACACAGUCACGAGUACCACUUCGCUUCACCCAGAGGAGAGGAUACCAUUGUCAAAUGCGGCAAUUGUGACUUGUCAAUGAAUGAGGAAGUGUGUUUUGCAAAGUACCAGCCGCAACAAUCCAGCAUUGAGUAUGCCUGUACACUAUGGACGGGCAGGACUACAGAGACACGGAAUGGUCGCGCUCGAACGGCGAGUAUCGUGAACGUCUACCUGCCGCAAGGGGACUACGAACUAAACAUCCAUGCGCUCAAGAAACUCGUUCCGGACCUCGAUACGUCCCCAUUCAGCGUACAGGACUGGCACGAAGAAAGCAGCGAUUUUCUCUCGGAAGGCGAAAUGGAGAUGCCAGCUAUCAUUUCCAUACGGGACCCACGAGUGCUCGAAGAACAUAUCACGGAUGACACAGCAGAUGGCGAAAUCCUGUCAGCUCCAUUCCUCCUGACCAAACAGCGCGAAGGGGACCAAUGCCCAAAGUGCGACUCUCCGUCAAUACAACUGCACAAAGCUGUCGAGAUAGGACACACGUUCCAUCUCGGAACACGAUACAGCAAGCCACUCGAAGCUGCCGUACAAGCAGAAGACAACACUCAGGUCGACAUCGAGAUGGGUUGUCAUGGCAUCGGUGUUUCACGAUUAAUCGGCGCCGCAGCGUCUCUUCUCGCAGACCAACGUGGGCUGAAUUGGCCGCUCGCCAUCGCACCGUUCAGUACUGUCAUCGUAGGAGCAGGCAAGACACCUCCCGAAGACACUCGCGAAGUCUACGACACGCUGAUGAAGGGCCUGCUAUCUCAAUUUCUAUCAGGCCCGAGGGAACGUGCAGCCCCUCCGGAUGCGGUGAUAGAUGACAGGGACCGACCAUUCGGCUGGAAGCUCAACGAUGCAGAUCUUGUGGGCUACCCAUUCAUCAUUGUGCUGGGGAAGGCAUGGGGCAGCGAACGAGCAGUCGAGUUGCAGUGUCGAAGGCUCGGCGUGAAAGAAAAUGUGCCAGUUGCGCAGUUGCCACAGAGGAUCGCAGAGUACUGCGAGAAACUGUGAGUGUACAGUACUAUGUAUGAUACGUAAGCACUCUUCGGAUGUGGACCUUUCACCACUUUCCAGUCCGUCUCCAAGCGAAUCUCUGCGGUACCGCGACACGAAUGUCUCAGCUCGUGAGCAGUGAGCCUGCCAUAUUCCUGGAGAGACAGGUGCUCCAUACCGGAAAAUGAGCAGGUGAGCAGCAUAACGCACCUGUUAUGAACCAGGAUCUUUAGUCAUCCUCCAAUAGGCUACUCGCAGCAUCGCAAUAUCCACCCCAGUGAAUACAAGCUCUUUCCCAGAUUGGGCCUCACCGUGACAGCCGCCAACAAG
Messenger RNA from Cercospora beticola, 2239 nucleotides. RefSeq names its product putative proline--tRNA ligase AIM10 (gene AIM10). Gene Ontology annotation, biological process: prolyl-tRNA aminoacylation. Gene Ontology annotation, molecular function: proline-tRNA ligase activity; ATP binding. Lineage: Eukaryota; Fungi; Ascomycota; Dothideomycetes; Mycosphaerellales; Mycosphaerellaceae. Gene Ontology annotation, cellular component: mitochondrion; cytoplasm. The record is from RefSeq and is a predicted model, not a curated record.